AUGUUUGAGAAGAACGAAUUGAAGCCGACGUUCGAUGACGUUAUGGGUUGCCAGUCGGCGUGCUAUGAGUGGGCAGACAGCUACGAUAGCAAGGACUGGGACCGUCUUAGCAAAUGCAUCGCCCCAACAUUGAAGAUCGACUACCGAUCCUUCCUCGACAAGAUCUGGGAAGCCAUGCCUGCAGACGAGUUCGUCGCCAUGGCCUCGGACCCCAACGUACUAGGCAACCCUCUCCUCAAGACACAGCACUUCAUCGGCGGCACGCGGUGGGAGAAGACUGCAGAGGACGAGAUUACCGGGUACCACCAGCUCCGUGUGCCCCAUCAGAGGUACACCGAUGAGUCCCGCACCAAGGUUGCCGUCAAGGGCCAUGCCCACAGCUUCAACACGCACUGGUACAAGAAGAUCGACGGCGAGUGGAAGUUUGCUGGACUGAACCCGGAUAUCAGAUGGUUCGAGUACGACUUCGACAAGGUGUUCGCCGAGGGCCGUGAGCAGCUGGGUGAGGCCAAGGCUGCUGCUGGCAUCCCAGAGAAGGUCCCUGGCCAGGCGAUGUAG
This is a messenger RNA of Alternaria incomplexa, 558 nucleotides long. It is a transcript of the gene SCD1, whose product is annotated as Scytalone dehydratase. Lineage: Eukaryota; Fungi; Ascomycota; Dothideomycetes; Pleosporales; Pleosporaceae. The record is from RefSeq and is a predicted model, not a curated record. Bases 1 to 558 code for a protein of 185 amino acids. Gene Ontology annotation, biological process: melanin metabolic process. Gene Ontology annotation, molecular function: scytalone dehydratase activity. The transcript is spliced from 3 exons.